This is a messenger RNA of Protobothrops mucrosquamatus (brown spotted pit viper), 892 nucleotides long. RefSeq names its product enoyl-CoA hydratase, short chain 1 (gene ECHS1). Lineage: Eukaryota; Metazoa; Chordata; Lepidosauria; Squamata; Viperidae. Gene Ontology annotation, biological process: fatty acid beta-oxidation. The transcript has a single exon. The record is from RefSeq and is a predicted model, not a curated record. Gene Ontology annotation, cellular component: mitochondrion. The coding region runs from base 1 to 876 and encodes 291 amino acids. Gene Ontology annotation, molecular function: enoyl-CoA hydratase activity.
AUGGCCACCGCGCUGCUCCUCCGCCGCCUGUCUUUGGCCGCGGCCACUGUGGCCGCUCGGCCGCCCCGUCGCUUUCUGGGCGCGUCGGCAGCAGCGAACUUCCAGCACUUGCUGGUGGAGAAGAAGGGAGCCGGGCAGAGGGUGGCGGUGAUCCAGCUGAACCGCCCGAAGGCCCUGAACGCGCUUUGCGAUGAGCUGAUGCUGGAGCUGAGCCAGGCGCUGGACGCGCUGGAGCAGGACCCGGCCGUGCGCGCCAUCGUGCUGACGGGCAACGAGAAAGCCUUCGCCGCUGGCGCGGACAUCAAGGAGAUGCAGCACCGGACUUUCCAGGAGUGCUACGGCUCCAACUUCCUGGGCCACUGGAACCGCCUGGCCAGCAUCCGAAAGCCGGUCAUCGCCGCCGUCAACGGCUACGCGCUGGGCGGCGGCUGCGAGCUGGCCAUGAUGUGCGACAUCAUCUACGCGGGCGAGAAGGCGCAGUUCGGGCAGCCGGAGAUCCUGCUGGGCACCAUCCCCGGCGCCGGCGGGACGCAGCGGCUGACCCGGGCGGUGGGCAAGUCGCUGGCCAUGGAGAUGAUCCUGACCGGGGAGCGGAUCUCGGCCCACGAAGCCAAGCUGGCCGGCCUCGUCAGUAAAGUCUGCCCGGUGGAAAAGUUGCUGGACGAAGCCAUCAGCUGCGGGGAGAAGAUCGCCCGCCACUCCAAGCUGGUGGUCGCGAUGGCUAAGGAAGCGGUCGACGGCGCCUUCGAGCUCAGCUUAGCCGAGGGCAACCGGCUGGAAAAGAGGCUGUUCCACUCCACUUUUGCCACGGAGGACCGGAAAGAAGGGAUGGAUGCCUUUGUGGAGAAGAGAGAAGCCAAGUUUAAAGACCAUUAAUUCCUCCUUUGGGGAG